Molecule: messenger RNA, 504 nt
Organism: Drosophila serrata
Lineage: Eukaryota; Metazoa; Arthropoda; Insecta; Diptera; Drosophilidae
Source: RefSeq, a predicted model, not a curated record
AUGUGUUCCAAACUCACCCUGCUCCUCGGAGCUCUGGCUCUCAUCGCGGCUGUCUACGCUGCGGAUCCGACUACUCCAACAGAUCCUACUUCCCCAACUUCACCAACUUCGCCUACUUCACCAACUUCUCCUACUUCGCCUACUUCGCCUACUUCACCAACUUCUCCUACUUCCCCUACAUCGCCAACUUCACCAACCUCACCAACGGCACCCACCUCGCCCACCGAUGCCGCCGCCACCACAACGACCGCUGCUCCCACCACCACAGUUGCCUCGACGACCACGAGGACCCGCCGCAGGAGGUUUCGCAGGCGUUGGAUUCGUAGGCGCAGGAACAAUGGCAACCGCUGGAGGCGCAGGAGGUUCAAUGGUGGUCGCAGGUUCCGUGAAGGAAACUUUGGCGGUCGCAGGUUCCGCGAGGGAAACUUCGGUGGUCGCAGAUUCCGGGAGGGAGGAUUCCGUGAAGGCGGAUUCCGUGAACGCAGGAUCGAGCGCAUCUUCUAA